Cryptomeria japonica (Japanese cedar) is the source of this 5160-nucleotide messenger RNA. RefSeq lists its product as uncharacterized. The record is from RefSeq and is a predicted model, not a curated record. The transcript is spliced from 10 exons. NCBI's taxonomy places the organism in Eukaryota, Viridiplantae, Streptophyta, Pinopsida, Cupressales, Cupressaceae. Gene Ontology annotation, biological process: signal transduction; defense response. Gene Ontology annotation, molecular function: ADP binding. The coding region runs from base 945 to 5129 and encodes 1394 amino acids.
AUUAAGUCCGGAGGAAUACAAGAAUAUGCUUUGUUUGAUGCCACUAAACGAACCGCUUAGUACGGUGAAGCCCUUUGUCUGGUAAGAAAGAAAGGGCGUCGGUGAUGGAGAUAGAAAGAGCCGUGGAAGCUCUGUAAGAAAGGGCGAUUGGUCCAGCCGUUUCGUACACUACAGGUCAUACCAGCCAAUGACAAACAGAGGAAAUCCACGUUUGCAUCGUCUUGCAUGGCCUCUUGAACAGUUUCCACCAUUGAUUUCAAAAUUCAAGCUGUACAUUCCAUAGUAGGAGACACGCCUUCGGCAUAAUAAACUGAUGACACGAAUAUGAUGCUCUGCAUCUCUUGUUACGUGUAGCAAAUGUUAUCCAACAAAGUUAUCACGAGCACGCGGCGGAAGUUUCCUCCUUUAAAAUUGUUUUUACUGGGCUCCUCUUAUAGAAUUGGGUGGGACCACUUAAAUAUCUAUGUUUAGUCGUACCAAUCAUUUUCAAACCACUUAAAUAUAUAUGUUUAGUCUUACCAAUCAUUUUCAAAUUUAAUUUUUAACUAUUAAAUUGAAUGCACUUUUAAAAUAUCAGAUUAAAAAGAACUAUCUGGUUAAACAGAGUUCGUUCCCGAGAAACCCUCCUCAUCCUUAAGAAAUAGUGUUUGUUUGACUGGAAAAGUGGAGAUUUUGUUCAGUUGGAGCAGCGAUAUAAUUGGAUGUGGACUCAGCGCCAAUACCACCAGCAACGGAAAUGGAAGACUUAAUCGAACAAAAGGAACGCAUUAGUGAUGUUAGAAAAGAUGCUUCGGGGUUUGGAAUGAUUCGCACCACCAACGGAGUUGUUUGAUCUGCACAUCUCACUUCUAAUUGCUUCCCAAUGGAUCAGGACCUCGACCACUCAAUUGAAGACAUCAAGCCGCAGGGAGUAUUCUGAAGCUUGACUAAAAUUUUUGCGCAGAAUGGUGGCCUCUCAACCCAACGAACGAAUGAGCAGUGACAACGGGCAGAAGUUUGAUGUAUUUCUCAGUCACAGUGGUAAGCAGAAAAAUUUUGUUAGGCAGCUGUACAGAGACCUCAAAAACCAAGGCGUGUCCUGCUUCUUUGAUCAAGAUCGUCAAAGUUUGCCACUGGGGGAAGAUUUCCCCCCUCUCAUAUUCGAAGCUGCUAAGACAUGCAGACUAGCAGUUUUCCUUCUUUCUAAGGAAUUCCUGCAAUCAAAGUGGCCAAUGCUUGAACUUUCUACUGUAGUGGAAGCUAGAGAUGCAAAUCGCCAUCCCGAAAUUUUACCCCUGUUCUUUAUGAUUUCACCCGAGGCUCUUAAGCAAAUUACGACACUCAACGAAAGGUGGAAAGAGAUUGGCAUAGACUAUCAAAGACGGGUCAAAUGGCCUCAAGAUUUGAAAGCAAUAGGGCGGGUAAAUGGGUUGAAGUUUGGCGAAGGUGGCAAUGAAGUGGAGUUCAGAGCUGAAAUAGUGAAAGAAAUCUGGCGCAAACUUCCAACAGCCUCACCAAGGUAUCAUGUGCCUUACAUGCAAGGAGAACUACGAAUGUGUCAGGAGGUUGCAGAUUUCUUGAGAGAUGUUCGACCAAAUGAAAAAGGAAUCAUUAUUGCAGGAUUGUAUGGAAUAGCGGGCCAAGGGAAAACUACACUUGGCAAGGCUUUCUGCAACCACAAAUUGAAGGAUUUCGAAGGUAAAGUAUGCCAUCUGGAAUUUUCCAGAGGCGAUUCUUUCGAAAGAACAAAACUUGCCCUGCAGUAUCUCAUUCACUGCCAUCCAUCGUAUCUCCAAGACUUGACAAAAGAUCAGGCACAAGUUGAGUUGCAUAGAAGAAUUAACGGCCAGAGGGUAUUGUUGGUUCUCGACAAUAUCACAGAAGAAAGCAUAGAUGAAGUGAGAUAUUUUGUGAAAGCAGUCUUCAGGGAAAACAGUUGCAUCCUCUUGAGCGCACGAAGCUUAGAUGUUCUAGUAAAGCAUUGCAAAAUUGACCCACAGUCAUGCAUGCGCGUCCCAAGCCUUGACGAGGACGACGCGAUUGCCGUCUUAUUGGAAAGGACGUCUCCAGAAGAGUCAACGUUGGGGGCAGAAGACAGAACUUUUGCUUUGAAGUGUGCAAACAGAUGUUCAUUCAAAGAGAUCAGUUGCGACAUUGGUCGGAGAGGUCGGAAAUUUCAUCCGUUGGCCUUAAAAGCUUUUGGCGGCCAUCUCUUCAGUAAAUACGGUUCAACUUUGUCAAAAUGGGUUGCUGAGAUAGAUGGCAUGGUGGAGCCAUCCGGUUAUGGAUUGGAUGGUGUGUUGUCUGUGCUGGACAAAGCUUUUGAUGACAUGGGGCCCAAAUACCGCACCAUAUUCAUGCUUCUCACCAUAUAUAUACCGCUCAAUAUGUCUCUUCACAAUGUUUUCGAGUGGCUUGCAAUGAGUUGCAACGAGGAGAUCGAGUUUAUUGUGGAAGCAGUUAAUGAUUUAUGUAGGAAGGCUUUUAUUGAAGAAUCUGAACCUGAAAUUCGCAUACACGACCUAUAUUUUGAGUUCGCUCAGAGUAAAGCAAAAGAAAUGGGGAGAUGGCUGUGUUGGAAGGGCGACGAACACAGUACACGUGGGUUUAUUCCACACGGCAAUGCAGGGUUUGAAUUGGUUAAGUUGGAGGGAUGCCUGCGUCGAAGUCCUUCCGAGAUCGCCUCUAAGUUUCUUGAAAAUGUGUUGGUGCUUCAGCUCGUAGGUGUACAGAAUAUGAACAAGCUUGACUUGGGCCAGAUGGAGGGUCUCAGAAGCAUCACAUUACAGGAUUGCAAAGUCCUGUCAGCACUUGACGGGAUGGAAUACUUGCGAAACCUGGCGUGGCUUCAGAUAAGUGGGUUGGGUAAAAUGUUAAAGCUUUCCAAGCUAAGCAGCCUCAUUGGGUUACAACAUCUUGAGAUCGACAUCACCAGCCAGAGGCUCAAUCAGCUGGGAGAUCUUACCCCUUGUUUUCGUUUAAGAGAGAUUAAUGUUCGCUGUCCAUCCCUGUUGGAGUUCCCAAGGCUAAAUGGUUUGCCGUAUUUGGAGAAAGUGGAAUUUGACAUGUGUGAUAAAGUGAAGGGUCCCCUCGACUGUACAGACUGUUUGGAGCUUCAAAGUAUUGUCCUCGUCGGUUGCUGCGAGAUGACAGCCUCACCGCUCCUCGCUGGAUGUCAGAAACUAUCCACAAUUGUUCUCUCCGAAUGCAAUGCAGUGCGGCAAUGUCGAGAUAUGAAUUUACCGAGUGCUUUAAAGACACUAGAGUUGCAGACUUCAUCAUGGAAUGAAUCAGCGCCCAAGCGUUUAGAGUCUUGUUACAGGCUCGAAAGCCUUCAACUAUGGAAUAUGUGGAAUGUAAAAGAGCUUCCGAGUUUCAGAAGUCUAUCAAAUUUGACCGUGCUCAAAAUCGGCAAAUGUGGUAUAAGUGAGCCGCCGGAUCUUACAUGUUGUGUCCUGCUGGAGGAUGUCUACUUUUUCACGCUAAAAUGUUUAUUAAGGUUUCCCAAUUUCUCAUUACUGAAGAAGUUGAAGAAAUUGAGUUUAUAUAAUUGCAGUAAGGUUCGAGAUCCUCCUGAUUUUAGUGGCUGCCAUCAAUUACGGUUAUUUUAUCUGCUCUACAACGAUAGUUUGAAAGGACUUUCAAAGAUGGAUAAGUGCGCACAAUUAGAGGAAAUCAAAGUGAGUUGGCAUUGUAAGGAUGAGGUUCUGUAUGAGGGAAUUGAUCCCGACAGUUGUCAAAUCGAUGACGAUCUUGAAUUUUGUCUUGAUUGCUUUAAAGAAGUUACCCUUGAAAAUUUAAAUGGUGUAUCUUUCCCAGAAGAAUUGGAGGAGUGGAUGCAGGGUAAGACAAUGCUGGUGAAGAAAUAUUUCCGUGGAGUGAAGCUGUAUUACUCUGUCACAGCUCCCUAUGAAUGGGAUAAAAAAUCGAAGCGUUACAGCCAAAAUCCUAUUACUCUGAGAUUGGUAGAUAGCAGAGUGUUAGCUUACUCAACGCUGUACAGAGGUAAUGAAGAUGAUGGUUGGUUGGAUAGAGUGCGAGUGUAUUUUGGUGGACAGGACAUUGCUCGUUCAAGUGCCGCCUCGGGCAUGAAAGUGGAAACCUCUGUCUCACUUACAUCCUCACCAAUGUAUCGUGUCAAAAUGUGGAAAACCAAGCUUGCCAAGGUUUUCUUCGAUAAUAACUUGGGGAAGUUUGAACUGGAGAAUUUUGAUCGUAAAAUAUGCCAUCUGGAUUCUUUUGGAGGCGAUAGAUUGGCUAGACAAAAACUUGCCCUUCGACAUCUCACUCAAUUCCGUAGUAUGCAAGUUGAAUGGGUAACAGAAGAAUACAAGGCACUGUAUUUCUUCAAUAGAGCAGUGGAGGGCCGAUGGGUAUUGUUGGUUCUGGACAACAUUACAGAAAAUAGCAUAGACCAAGUGAGAUAUUAUCAUGUGGUAGAAGGUAGCUGCACGCUUUUUACUGAAGGAAGCGCAGAUGUUCGAAAGAGUUCCAACAUCAACUCACAGUCAUUCAAAAGGCUUCAAGAGGAGGAGUUCUUAGCCAUCUUGAUACAAAGGACAUCUGAUUCGUACACAGCUUUUAAUUUGAGGUGCGCAAAAAAGUGUUCAUUCAAAGAGGGCAAAGGUUUUAUUCCAAGAUUUCAUCGGUUAGCUUUGAAAGCUUUUGGUCAACACUCUUCCGAUUUGUCAAAAUGGCUUGCUAGAUUAGAUAUUCUUCAUUCUGGGUCUGAGCAUUUGGAUGCCUUGUUUAAUGCAAUAUGUGAUGUCCCCCAACCCCAAUUGUUUGUGUGGGUUUACCAUGUCGAAAAAUGGUUUGCGAAAAGAGAUUGUGUGGAUGACGUGUUUGCUGGGCUGUGCUGGCUAGCAAUUAUGUGUGAAAAGGGGCGAGAAAUAAGUCCUUUUAACACUAAGUUGCCCAAGUUUAAGAAAGAGAUUAAACAUAUCAAAGAAAAUAUGUCUUUCGAUAGAGAUUUUGAGGGGCUAGCACUAAAAUGUAAGACAACGAUCAAGGAAAUGGUUGAAGAAAAUAAACCAAAUAGUGGCAUACUAUAUGAAAUUAUAAAAGAAAACUACGAUGUAUCGGGUAAGAUUUUAAUACCAAUUUUAUAUGUUUUAUGUGAAAAAAACAAUUACGUGGAAUUUUUUUAAUUUCAAAUAAUUCGAUAGAAAAUUUUAAAUU